AUGGCUCUGGAUGAAGUACACUUACAUACAAAAUACACCUGUGACAUGGCCCUGGGAAGAGUCAUUUCCCUUGACCUCUGUGAGUUGCACCUGGCGAGCAGGCGUCUUGAUCCUGCGCUCUUCAACCUCACAUCCCUCAGGAACCUCAACCUUGCAUUCAGUGACUUCAAUGAAGCCUUGCUCCCAGCUUCUGGGUUUGAGCGGCUCAUGGAUAUGAUCCACCUCAACCUCUCGUACACCUAUUUUAGGGGUCAGAUCCCAAUUGGAAUUGCCAGCCUCAAGAACCUUGUCACCCUUGACUUGUCUCGUAAUUAUGAUUUGUAUUUUGGGCGGCCAAAUUUCCAAGCCUUCAUGGCAAAUAUGAGCAAUCUGAAGAAUCUCUAUCUUGAUGAACUGGAUUUAUCUAGCAGUGGGUCCACUUGGUCCAGUAUUUUAGCAGACUCCGUUCCUCAGCUACAGGUUCUUAGCUUGUCCUGGUGUUCUAUAUCAGGUUCUAUCCACCCUUCAUUCUCAAGGCUUCACUCGCUUACGAUGAUCAACUUGGGAUACAAUUCUGAACUUACCGGCAAAGUUCCUGAGUUCUUUUCUGAGCUAUCUUCCUUGACUGUUUUAGACAUAUCAGGAACUCAGUUUGAAGGACAGUUUCCCACAAAAAUAUUCCAGCUAAAAAGUUUGAGGUCUCUUGAUUUUUCCGAUAACCCCAUGCUUUCUGUGAGACUAACACACUUCCCCGCUGGAAAUAAUUUGGAAACACUAAAUCUAGCAGGGACCAAUUUCUCUUAUGACAUGCCGUCCUCGUUUGGCAAUCUUGAGUCUCUAAAGACAUUGGGGUUUAACACGAUGGGCAUUGAUGACAAACUCUCAACUUUGAUAUCUAAGCUUCCAUCAUUAGAUGACCUGCAACUCAUGGGAUCAGAUUUGGAGAACCCGGUAUUAUCUUGGGUCAGCAAUCUUACCCAAUUGACGCACCUAAAGCUUGAUGGUUAUGACUUCUCUAAAUCAGUUCCCACUUGGAUCGGCAAACUGACAAGGUUGGAAAGUUUGACAAUACGGGACUGCAGUUUCUCCGUGCCAAUACCGUACGAGAUUGGAAAUCUUACAGAAUUGGCAGAGCUGGAGUUAUGGAGUUCUGACUUCUUUGAGCAGAGAAUGACAUCUUGGAUAGGCAAUCUUACAAAGUUGACUUCUUUGACCAUUUUUACUUGCAAUUUCUCUGGGCCAAUACCAUCAACAAUUGGGAACUUGAUCCAACUUGAGGAGCUGGUGGUCUGGUCUUCUAACAUCACUGGUGAGACUAUGUCCCGAUUACUUUCUUUUUUCAGCUGUAGACAGAUCUUACACCUACUUUAUGACAUGCCAUGCAUACACCGUUAAUAAAAAUGCUAACAGAUUUUAAGUGAAUAGUAAAUUCCCUAUUUUACUUAACCUAUGAAAUCAAUGGAGCAACCUUCAGAAAACAAGAAAAAUGCUUUAUUUGGCAAUGUUGAGAAAAAACCAUGAUAUGUUCAAUUUGAGUCUCUGACCAAUUUUCUGUAGUUUACCGGUUUCAAUGGUGAGAUGCUUUUAACACCAGCACACUAACUAAUAUCAAUUUUUUUUAGUUUUUAGCCAUCUUGCCUCUCUCUCUCAUCCUAGAUAUAUUUCAGAUACAGGAAUGCAAUAUUGGGUAGAUUACAUAAAUAACAAGCAAUAUGUUAAUUAUUUUGGAUAUUGGACAAACAUUUUCAUAUUUUGGGCAGCUUUACAUGGCAAUUAAAGGUUCUCAAAAUGAGAAAUCAAGCUUAGUAUAUAUUAUCAUUGUAGGCUAUAUUUGAAAAAUGUACAUCAAAUAUGUUAUGUUAACAUUGUUCAUACUUUCUCUGGCCCAAGGCUUGUUUGAAACAGUGUAAUAACAAAUAAAGGGAUUAGAAAACACAUGAAUAAGGCAGGACGUUUCAACCCUAAACUACAAAACGGAACACCAAACACCAUUCAAUUAUUGAACUAUACAACUAAGUUUUUUUGAUGGUUUCAAAGGUGGUUUUGAUUUUCUAAAAAUUAAAAUAUUUUGGUUUAACUUAAAAAUAUUAAAAUGAAUUCAUUUUAGAUCAUAAAAAAUAUGAAACUGCAAUUAAUUUUUUUUCUAAAGAACUAAUCUAUCUGUUGUGCUAUGUUUUGGGUUACUUGGAUCUUAUUUAUUGUGAUUCAGUUAAGAAGCAAGAUGUUUAGUGCCAAGUUUUUUCGGAACAUGAAUUAUAUAAAAACGGCAAAUGAACUAUACGGUAUAAACAUGCCCAAAUUCAAAUUUGAACAGUUUUUCUUUGAGGAAAAAUAGAUAAGUUAUAUUAAUUUAAGCAUUAUCUGGUUGUCUAUUCAGAAAAGGUGAUGAAAGCUGAUAUAUUUAGCUCCAAUGGAUAGGUUAUGUUAAUUUAAGCAUUAUCUGGUUCAAGUUCAUACUGGCGCUUUAGUGUGAAACGGCAUUAACAAAGUCUACAACAUUCUGACUGGUAUUCUACCGUUACAUGCAGGAAAAAUUCCAAAGUCUUUGUUUGCUCUUCCAGUCCUGCAACAGCUUCUUCUGCUUGAGAAUCAGCUUGUUGGCUCACUGGAAGACAUUCCUUCUCCUUUAUCCUCACCAUUGAGGGAGAUUGAUUUAAGAAGUAAUCAAUUGACAGGC
Molecule: messenger RNA, 2656 nt
Organism: Panicum virgatum (switchgrass)
Lineage: Eukaryota; Viridiplantae; Streptophyta; Magnoliopsida; Poales; Poaceae
Product: receptor-like protein 7
Exons: 2
Coding region: 1-1374 (457 amino acids)
Molecular function (GO): protein binding
Source: RefSeq, a predicted model, not a curated record